ACACACUUCUAGGACUAACUAAAGUGUUUGGUCUGCUUCCACCGUAAGUCGUGUGUUAUCAAGUAUUUCAGCGCUGUUUAGAUUUUAUAACACACUGAGCCAGACCACGUAACCCAACACUCGUGCUAAACAUUAACAAUGGGGAAAGUUGAUAUCAAAUAUACUAAGUUGUUCAUCAACAACGAGUGGGUGGACGCAGUCAGCAAGAAGACAUUUCCAACUAUAAACCCCCAAGAUGAAACAGUCAUAGCCAAAGUUGCUGAAGGUGACAAGGCGGACAUCAACAAAGCUGUCGAAGCCGCAGUAAAAGCCUUCCACCGUUAUUCAGACUGGCGAUCACUAGAUGCCUCCCAGAGAGGCAGGCUUCUCCUCAAAUUGGCAGACCUCAUGGAAAGGGAUGCCAAAUAUCUUGGUGAACUAGAGACCUUGGACAACGGCAAACCAGUCGCCCAGGCGACAGGUGAAGCAACGUGGUCUGCUCAAAUUAUCAGAUAUUACGCCGGAAAAGCUGACAAAAUCCUGGGAAACACUAUUCCAGCUGACGGUGAGGUGCUUACAAUGACGCUGAAGGAGCCAGUAGGCGUCUGUGGACAGAUUUUACCUUGGAACUAUCCAAUCCCUAUGUUCGUGUGGAAGAUAGCUCCUGCUCUUGCAGCUGGUUGCACAUUGGUCAUCAAGCCCGCGGAACAAACUCCGCUAACGGCUCUCGCAAUGGCAGCUUUGAUAAAGGAGGCAGGUUUUCCAGCUGGCGUUGUCAACGUAGUACCUGGUUAUGGACCAACAGCCGGUGCCGCACUCACAAGUCACCCAAAAGUUGACAAAAUUGCCUUCACUGGAUCAACUGAGGUUGGGCGCAUCAUCAUGAAAGGCGCUUCGGAUGUAAAUCUUAAACGUGUUACUCUUGAGCUUGGCGGCAAGAGUCCAUUAGUCGUUUUCAAUGAUGCUGACGUUGAGCAAGCGGCUGAUAUCGCUCACCGUGCUUGCUUUGCCAAUGCCGGUCAGUGCUGUGCUGCUGGCACUAGGACAUUCGUUCAGUCCGGCAUCUACGACAGAUUCGUUGCAAAGGCUGCUGAAAUUGCUAAGAAGCGGACUGUCGGCAAUCCGUGGGAAAAUGUACAACAAGGACCACAGAUCGAUGCAGAGAUGUUCAACAAGGUGAUGGGCUACAUCAACGCAGGGAAGAAGGAGGGUGCGAAAUGUAUCGCCGGAGGUGACCGACUGGGCACCAAAGGAUUCUUCAUCCAGCCAACGGUGUUCGCUGACGUCAAGGACAAUAUGAAAAUUGCAAGAGAAGAAAUCUUUGGACCAGUACAAAGUAUCCUCAAAUUCGAGACGUUCGAUGAAGUGAUUGACCGCGCCAAUGACUCCAACUACGGGUUAGCUGCUGGCGUAAUCACUAAGGAUAUCGCAACUGCUUUGGCUUUCAUGAAACAUAUUCGUGCUGGUUCUGUCUGGGUAAACACUUACGAGAUCGUAACACCGCAGACUCCAUUUGGAGGAUUCAGAGAAUCAGGCAUCGGCCGGGAAAUGGGUGAAGAUGGCAUUCUACAGUAUUUGGAGAAUAAAACUGUUUCGUUGAGCCUGCCCAAGAAGCCACGGUUGUAAAGAAUAUAAAAAGAAAAAACCAUUGUAAUAAAUUGCAACAAAUGCAUAGAUUUUUAAUGUGUUUAUUGUAUUGUUAAAUAUAUAUU
This is a messenger RNA of Pararge aegeria (speckled wood butterfly), 1691 nucleotides long. Its product is annotated as aldehyde dehydrogenase X, mitochondrial-like. NCBI's taxonomy places the organism in Eukaryota, Metazoa, Arthropoda, Insecta, Lepidoptera, Nymphalidae. The record is from RefSeq and is a predicted model, not a curated record. The transcript is spliced from 11 exons. Gene Ontology annotation, molecular function: aldehyde dehydrogenase (NAD+) activity. The coding region runs from base 139 to 1605 and encodes 488 amino acids.